Messenger RNA from Pteropus alecto (black flying fox), 507 nucleotides. RefSeq names its product NADH:ubiquinone oxidoreductase subunit B4 (gene NDUFB4). Lineage: Eukaryota; Metazoa; Chordata; Mammalia; Chiroptera; Pteropodidae. The record is from RefSeq and is a predicted model, not a curated record. The coding region runs from base 41 to 430 and encodes 129 amino acids. The transcript has 3 exons. Gene Ontology annotation, cellular component: mitochondrion.
UCGGGGCCGCGCAGGCGCAGUUAUGCGGUAGGUUCCCAAGAUGUCGUUCCCCAAGUACGAGCCGUCGCGCCUGGCCACCUUGCCCUCUACCCUUGACCCAGCUGAGUAUGACAUAUCCCCGGAAACCCGGAAGGCGCAAGCCGAGCGGUUGGCCAUAAGAUCUCGGCUGAAAAGAGAGUACCUGCUGCAGUACAACAACCCUAGCCGCCGAGAGCUCAUUGAAGAUCCUGCCUUGACUCGUUGGACCUAUGCAAGAUCUGCAAAUAUCUAUCCCAAUUUCAGACCCACUCCCAAGACCUCACUCUUAGGAGCUGUUUUUGGAUUGGGGCCCCUUUUCUUCUGGUAUUAUGUUUUCAAAACUGACAGAGAUAGGAAAGAAAAACUUAUUCGGGAAGGAAAAUUGGAUCGAACAUUUAACAUCUCAUAUUAAUUCUGGCAAUGAUGACUAUGUGUAUUAUGUUUAAAUAAAUCUAUUAAUCAUUAAAUAGUUUUUCUUUCUUAAUGUUA